AUGGCAGUAGUAGGUAUUAAUGGAUUUGGAAGAAUAGGUAGAAUGUGUUUGCGAGUUUGCAUUGAACAGGAUAUUACGGUUAAGUUAAUUAAUGAUCCAUAUAUUACGACCGACUAUAUGAUAUACCUAUUUAAGUAUGAUUCAACUCAUGGAACGUAUCCCUUGAAAUUGGAAUGCGAAAAUGGACAUAUCAUUAUCGGAGAUAAUAAAAUAUCUACGUCUCAGGAAAAGAAUCCAUGUAAAAUAAAUUGGAAAGAAGCAGGUGUAACUUAUGUGAUUGAGGCUACCGGGGUUUUUACUACUCUAGAAAAAGCAGGCUUACAUAUGGAUGGCGGAACCAAGAGAGUGAUUAUUACCGCACCUUCUAUCGACGCACCAAUGAUGGUGUACGGUGUAAAUCACACUUGUUACGACCCAAAAAAGGGUAAAAUAAUAUCGGCUGCUUCUUGUACGACAAACUGUGCAGCACCGAUCAUUCGAGUGAUGCAUAAGAACUUCGAAGUUAUCGAAGUGAUGAUCAGCAGUGUGCAUGCUGUAACGUCGAUGCAAAGAGUUUUAGAUGGACCCAUUGAGAAAGGAAAACUGUGGAGAGACGGUAGGGGUGCUCUCCAAAAUAUCAUUCCAACGUCUUCAGGCGCAGCCAAGUCGUUAGACAAAAUUAUCCCGGAACUUAAAGGCAAAAUUUCCGCAAUAGCAUUUAGAGUACCAAUCCCGAAUGUUUCUUUAUGCGAUAUGACUUUUAGAGUCAAUAAGCCAACAACAUAUGAAGAAAUGAAGGAAGCAAUGAAAUCAGCGUCAGAGAACGAUCUAAAUGGCAUAUUGGGUUAUACAGACGAUGAUUGUGUAUCGUCUGAUUUCAAUAAUUCGAGUUAUUCGUGCAUUUUCGACGCGAAAGCCGGCAUACCCCAGACAAGUACAUUUAUCAAAGUUGUUGCCUGGUACGACAAUGAAUAUGGUUAUGCACAUCGUGUAAUAGAUCUAAUACGAUAUAUGAACCAAGUUGAUUCUGGUAAUGUGGCGGUGCCUUCUCAGGAUUCGGAAGAAAACGGAGAAUGA
Habropoda laboriosa is the source of this 1056-nucleotide messenger RNA. Its product is annotated as glyceraldehyde-3-phosphate dehydrogenase-like. Bases 1 to 1056 code for a protein of 351 amino acids. The record is from RefSeq and is a predicted model, not a curated record. The transcript has 7 exons. Gene Ontology annotation, molecular function: NAD binding; oxidoreductase activity, acting on the aldehyde or oxo group of donors, NAD or NADP as acceptor; NADP binding. Lineage: Eukaryota; Metazoa; Arthropoda; Insecta; Hymenoptera; Apidae. Gene Ontology annotation, biological process: glucose metabolic process.